Messenger RNA from Orycteropus afer afer, 1668 nucleotides. RefSeq names its product RAD51 recombinase (gene RAD51). Gene Ontology annotation, biological process: mitotic recombination; mitotic recombination-dependent replication fork processing; DNA recombinase assembly. Lineage: Eukaryota; Metazoa; Chordata; Mammalia; Tubulidentata; Orycteropodidae. Gene Ontology annotation, molecular function: DNA strand exchange activity; single-stranded DNA binding; double-stranded DNA binding. Gene Ontology annotation, cellular component: condensed nuclear chromosome. The record is from RefSeq and is a predicted model, not a curated record.
CGUAAUGGCUAUGCAGAUGCAACUUGAAGCAAAUGCAGAUACUUCAGUGGAAGAAGAAAGCUUUGGCCCACAACCUAUUUCACGGUUAGAGCAAUGUGGCAUAAAUGCCAAUGAUGUGAAGAAAUUGGAAGAAGCUGGAUUCCAUACUGUUGAGGCUGUUGCCUAUGCACCGAAGAAGGAGCUAAUUAAUAUUAAAGGGAUUAGUGAAGCCAAAGCUGAUAAAAUUCUGGCUGAAGCAGCUAAAUUAGUGCCAAUGGGUUUCACUACUGCAACUGAAUUCCACCAAAGGCGGUCAGAGAUCAUACAGAUUACUACUGGCUCCAAAGAGCUUGACAAACUACUUCAAGGUGGAAUUGAGACUGGAUCCAUCACAGAGAUGUUUGGAGAAUUCCGAACUGGGAAGACCCAGAUCUGUCAUACCCUGGCUGUAACAUGUCAGCUUCCUAUUGACCGAGGUGGUGGUGAAGGAAAAGCCAUGUACAUUGACACUGAGGGUACCUUUAGGCCAGAACGGCUCCUAGCAGUGGCUGAGAGAUAUGGACUCUCUGGCAGUGAUGUCCUAGAUAAUGUAGCAUAUGCUCGAGGGUUCAACACAGACCACCAGACCCAGCUCCUUUAUCAAGCAUCAGCCAUGAUGGUAGAAUCCAGGUAUGCACUGCUAAUUGUGGACAGUGCCACUGCCCUCUACAGAACAGACUACUCUGGUCGAGGUGAACUCUCAGCCAGGCAGAUGCACUUGGCCAGGUUUCUGCGGAUGCUUCUGCGACUUGCUGAUGAGUUUGGUGUAGCAGUGGUAAUCACUAACCAGGUGGUAGCCCAAGUGGAUGGAGCAGCCAUGUUUGCUGCAGAUCCCAAGAAACCUAUUGGAGGAAACAUCAUUGCCCAUGCCUCAACAACCAGACUGUACCUGAGAAAAGGAAGAGGAGAAACCAGAAUCUGCAAAAUCUAUGACUCUCCCUGUCUUCCUGAAGCUGAAGCUAUGUUUGCCAUCAAUGCGGAUGGAGUAGGAGAUGCCAAAGACUGAAUCACUGGUUUUUUUCCUGUUGUAAACCUUAAGUGCUACAGCCCAGUAGAAAGGACUGCUCCCUGGGGUUCUUCACAGUCCUCUUCCUGUUGUGACUGCCAGGAAAAGGCUUCCGGGAAAACAUCUAUUGUAUUGGCUUUUCUGGUGAUGUAAACAGGAUACAUACAGGUCAGUAGUCACAAACUGAUCUGAACUGUUUUUCUUUCUGGACUAUAUUAAUUAAUCUCUAUGUGAUUUCUUUGGAUUUUGGAGGGGAGUUAUGGAAUACCUUGACACAGUGCCUUGGGCUUGACUUAGGACCAACAGCUAUCUACUGGACAGACAAGUCUUAUGUUUUCAAGAGAACUAAAGCUGGGGAGACCCACCUCUUCUCUCACUGUCUGAGUAAUGGGGAAAUGAUAUACCUGAGAUAAGUGGCAAGAGAAUGGGUCUCCUCACAGUAGUUCUCUGUCAGUAGAACUCUCCUCUGUCAGUCAGAAGCCAGUAUUUCUGAUAAAACAAGUAUUGCUGUUUGUAUAUCUGAAAUGUUUUUGGUUGAAAAGUCCUGAGCAGACCUGCUGGGCCACUAGCCCUUCACUGGCUGCUUGCUUGGUCAUUACUGCUAAAGCCAACUCUUGAUAAUUAUGGGAUCUUGAGCAUUUCAG